AUGGUCUCACUUACUUUGCAAAAGAGAUUAGCUGCCUCUAUCCUCAAAUGUGGAAAGGGUAGAGUCUGGAUUGAUCCAAAUGAAAUCUCUGAGAUUUCAAUGGCCAACUCAAGAGACAACGUUCGCAGCCUCAUCAAGAACGGUUUCAUUAUCCGUAAGCCAGAGGUUGUCCACUCUCGCUUCAGAGCCAGACAGCACCACGCUGCUAAGCUGUUGGGCCGUCACAGAGGUCAUGGUAACCGUCUUGGAACCCGUGAGGCAAGAAUGCCAUCCAAGGUUCUCUGGGCCAAGGGAAACAUCUUCAAGAACAAGCGUACUUUGAUCGAGUACAUUGUCAGAUCCAAGACUGAGAAGCUCAGAGAGAAGCAGAUCAACGAUCAGGCCCAGGCAAGACGUUUGAAGAACAGAAACCUCAAGGAGCGCAGAACCACCAAGGCACUGGCCAAGCAUGUCUACUAA
Molecule: messenger RNA, 459 nt
Organism: Acytostelium subglobosum LB1
Lineage: Eukaryota; Evosea; Eumycetozoa; Acytosteliales; Acytosteliaceae
Exons: 3
Coding region: 1-459 (152 amino acids)
Biological process (GO): translation
Cellular component (GO): ribosome; cytosolic large ribosomal subunit
Molecular function (GO): structural constituent of ribosome; RNA binding
Source: RefSeq, a predicted model, not a curated record